AUGAGCCCAGGGGGCGCGGGCUGCUCCGCAGGGCUGCUACUGACCGUGGGCUGGCUGCUCCUGGCGGGCUUCCAGUCCUCGUGUGGGACCAAUGUCACCGCCAUCCAGGAACCCCCCUUGGUCCACGAGGCCCACGACGAGGAGGACACCGGUGACAACAACGAAAGCGAAGGGGACAACAACGAGGGCCCUCUGCCUGAUAACGAGGAAGCUGGUCCGAAUAAAACAAUAGUCAAAGAAGUUGAAUUUGGAAUGUGCACAGUAACGUGUGGUGUUGGUGUUAGAGAAGUUAUAUUAACAAAUGGAUGCCCUGGAGGCGAAUCCAAGUGUAUUGUUCGAGUAGAAGAAUGCCGUGGACCAGCAGAUUGUGGCUGGGGUAAACCAAUUUCAGAAAGUCUUGAAACUAUUAGAUUGGCAUGUGUUCACACAUCUCCUGUAAAUCGUUACAAAUAUAUGUGGAAACUUCUAAGGGCAGACCAACAACCUGUUAUACUUGCAAAUGAUUCAGCAAUCCUGGAUGUACAAAGAGAUAUCCACCCCUUGGCUUUCCAGUGUGACACCAUGGAUAAUUCUGAAAUGGUAGCAUCUAUUAAAUUCACAGUCUAUACAUCUAAUGAAUUGCAGAUGAGAAGAUCAAGCCGACCAGACACUGAUGCAGUCCUAGUUUUUGUGCUGACCACAGGAGUCAUUAUCUGUGUAUUUGUGAUCUUCGUAUUGAUCUUCAUAAUUAUUAAUUGGGCAGCAGUGAAAGCUUUCUGGGGGGCAAAAGCCUCUACAACUGAGAUACACUCAGAGCUGAGUUCUAUGAGAUACAAAGACUCAACUUCUCUUGACCAGUCACCAGCAGAAAUACAUGGACACGAAGAUGAUGCUUUAAGUGAAUGGAAUGAAUGAUGCAUGGAUGACAUAUGACAAACCAGAGGAUAUUAGAGAAUAUCAGAUUUAUUAUUAUAAAAAUAAAAUAUAUACUGAAA
Molecule: messenger RNA, 974 nt
Organism: Marmota flaviventris (yellow-bellied marmot)
Lineage: Eukaryota; Metazoa; Chordata; Mammalia; Rodentia; Sciuridae
Source: RefSeq, a predicted model, not a curated record